CUCUCUCUCUCUCUCUCUCUCUCUCUCUCUCUCUCUCUCUCUCUCUCUCUCUCACGAAGUGUAGCAACUAACAAACUCCGGUUUUCAAAUCGGAAGGUCAAAAUACGCUUCUGUUCAAGUCGGACGGCGGAGAAUGCACCAUACUCUUUCUCUCUCUUUCACACCCACACACACAUACACUCAUUCAGACUCAUAAUUAACACGUACUAAUAUAUAUGCAUAUACAAAUAUACACGCACAGAGGGACGAAUGACGUCGUCAACAUUCUGAAGAUGUUGAAGAUCGGAUCAGGAGUUUUUUUUCACAAUAUCUUCUCGUAUAUAUAGCUUCUAACAAGUUCCAAAGGUGAAGAAGAAGAAGAAGAAUUGAAGAAGAAGGAGAUCUAAAAUGUCGUCCUCAAAUUCUCCAUGCGCAGCUUGCAAGUUCUUACGCCGUAAAUGCACACAGGAAUGCGUGUUUGCGCCAUACUUCCCACCUGAUCACCCUCAAAAAUUCGCAAACGUACACAAAGUCUUCGGAGCAAGUAACGUCGCCAAAAUCCUCAACGAACUCAACACAACUCAACGAGAAGACGCCGUUAAUUCAUUAGCUUAUGAAGCCGAAGCAAGGUUACGAGAUCCGGUGUACGGAUGCGUCGGAUUAAUCUCUGUUCUUCAACACCGAUUAAAACAAGUUCAAUCGGAUCUACACAACGCUAAACUCGAAUUAUCUAAUUACAUCGGCCCUUCCGCUAUGUUACCAAUCUUAAAUCCAGGUUUCAUCCCGCAAAUCGGAAACAUGCCGACGUCAUCAUCGGUGCCGGUGUUGCCCUACAACAUGCAGCCGAUUUUCCGAGACGCUCAGCCGCAGCACCACCAGCAAAUACUUGAAGCUCAGCAACAGCAACUGGUGGCGGUUGUUAAUUCUAGAGAACAACAGGAAAUGUUAAGGAGUUAUGAGCAACAGCAACAACAGCAGCACCAACCACCACCACCGCCACCGCCGCCGCCGUCGUUACAGCAGCAGCAACCGGGUGAGCUAGUAAGGUUUAGCGGCGGAUUUGAUGCCGGUUCAGGUGGUGGUGGGUUUAGCCCGAUGACAGCUCAGGCAGCUAUGUCAACUUUAGCGUUAGGUAAUUCUUAUGUGAAUAACAACAUGUACCAGAUCCAACACCAACAGCCGCCGCAAGAACAUCACCACCACCAGCUCCACGUUCAACCGCAUCAGCUUUUGCUGCCACAGGAAGCUCAGCAACCGCCGUUGGUGGUGCAGAGAGCUGCCAAGGAGGAGGAUAGGAGCAUUGCUCCGUCGUGUUGAAUUUGGUCAUUUACUCCGGCGCCAUCUUCUGCUAUUCUUUAAAUAUAAUUUUUUUAUUCCGGUUUAUUCCAUGGUCGUCAAAAGUCAAUGAAGAGGAAAAAGAGAGACGUACAUCUUAGAUUUGUGAAAAACAAAAUUAACAUGUAAUUUUUUUAUUUUAUUUCUUUAUUUUUUUUGAGAUUUUUUUAAAGGUUGUUAAGUUAUUUAACAAGAGAGGGUUUAUUUGCCCCUCGUUAAUAGACCCUAUUGUGGAGCAUUUCCAUUUGGGGUAGAAACGAAGGAGAUUAGGAGGAAUUAGAGGUAUUGAUUUCAAACUAUUUAAAACGGUGGGUUGUAUCGGACAUUCUAUACCUAUUAUGUUAAAUAAGCA
Molecule: messenger RNA, 1666 nt
Organism: Lactuca sativa (garden lettuce)
Lineage: Eukaryota; Viridiplantae; Streptophyta; Magnoliopsida; Asterales; Asteraceae
Product: LOB domain-containing protein 10
Source: RefSeq, a predicted model, not a curated record